This is a messenger RNA of Zingiber officinale, 564 nucleotides long. RefSeq names its product ethylene-responsive transcription factor CRF1-like. Bases 1 to 564 code for a protein of 187 amino acids. The record is from RefSeq and is a predicted model, not a curated record. Gene Ontology annotation, biological process: regulation of DNA-templated transcription. Lineage: Eukaryota; Viridiplantae; Streptophyta; Magnoliopsida; Zingiberales; Zingiberaceae. The transcript is spliced from 3 exons. Gene Ontology annotation, molecular function: DNA-binding transcription factor activity; DNA binding.
AUGGGUAGGGCCAUUUCGAUCAGAGGUGGCAGCAAGAACGAGAUAGGCUGUGUUAGAAUGGCUUCAAUCGACAAUUCGAAGAGCGAGGGCAUCCAUUCAGAUGAAGCUGGAGUAGGCCAACCAGCUGCCAAUUCAGGAACUGCAGAAGUUGAACUCUCUCCUUACUCAGAAAAGGUUGUGGACUUAGAGGGAAUAGUUACUGGCAGCAAGGAGGGACAUGCAGGUGGUAGCUUGUUAGUAUUGGCCGUCGUGUCACCGAUGAAGAAAGGCCGAGUUCUGGUGGAGCCGGCGGCGGCAGUAGCGGAGACGCGGUUCCGCGACGUGCGGAAGCGGCCGUGGGGGCGGUUCGCGGCCGAGAUCAGGGACCCCUGGAAGAAGGUCAGGGUGUGGCUCGGAACCUUCGACUCGGCCGAGGCUGCCGCUCUGGCCUACGACUCCGCCGCUUGCGCGUUCCGUGGUUCCAAGGCCAAGACCAACUUUCCCCUAGCCGCCGCCGCUGCGUCUCCCACCCCUACUCCUGCAUUCCGCUGCCCUCCCUUCGCUGACCCAACCCUAGGGUUUUGA